AUGAGUUUACAACUCAAUUAUAGUGGCAAUGGCAGUUCGGAGCGGGAGGACGCGGGAGGAACUGAUGAAACAGGUGAACACGACUUUGCGCUUCUAAAAGCUGGAGUUUUGGGAUCGAUUUUUGUUUUAGCCACAUGUGGGAAUUUGUGCCUUCUACAUGCACUUUGGAGGAAGCGCAAGAUGAAUACAAGGACCCAUCUGUUCCUUCUGCACCUGUGCUUCGCGGACCUAGUGGUCGCUUUCUUCCAAGUCCUACCGCAGCUCUGCAUGGAGAUUACACACCGGUUCCGAGGCUCAGAUUUCGUCUGUAGGUCGGUGAAAUAUCUUCAGGUGGUUGGGAUGUUCGCCUCCACAUACAUGAUAGUGGCCAUGACCAUAGAUCGGUACCAUGCGGUCUGCAAACCCAUGGUGUCGUUCUUGAAGGGUUCCUUUAAGAGGUACGUCGCCAUAGGCGCAGCGUGGCUGAUCUCUCUGGCUUUCAGCACUCCGCAACUCUUCAUCUUCUCUCUCCAAGAACUAGAGGACAACCUGUAUGAUUGUUGGGCGACAUUUAUCGAACCUUGGGGUUCUAAGAUAUACAUCAGCUGGAUCACUUUAUCAGUGUUUGUUCUCCCGGUUAUCAUCUUGCUGUACUGCCAGAUUAAAAUAUGCACGGGGAUAUACUUCAACAUGAAGAGAAAGGCGCUCCAGGCUUCCACGAGCGACAGGCGCACGGGCACCAAAGGGGUCUCGAGCGCGAUGUUGAAGACGGUCAAAAUGACAUUCGUCAUCAUUAUGGUCUACUCGAUAUGCUGGAGCCCCUUCUUUGUGGUCCAGUUGUGGUCUGCAUGGAGUCCCAGUACAGCGCCCACAAAUGGUCCACUGUUUGUCAUCAUCAUGCUGCUUGCCAGUCUAAACAGCUGUACCAACCCCUGGAUCUAUCUUUACUACAGCUAG
Messenger RNA from Salvelinus namaycush (lake trout), 936 nucleotides. It is a transcript of the gene avpr2l, whose product is annotated as arginine vasopressin receptor 2, like. Gene Ontology annotation, cellular component: membrane. Gene Ontology annotation, molecular function: vasopressin receptor activity; peptide binding. The record is from RefSeq and is a predicted model, not a curated record. Gene Ontology annotation, biological process: G protein-coupled receptor signaling pathway; positive regulation of vasoconstriction; regulation of systemic arterial blood pressure by vasopressin. The coding region runs from base 1 to 936 and encodes 311 amino acids. The transcript has 2 exons. NCBI's taxonomy places the organism in Eukaryota, Metazoa, Chordata, Actinopteri, Salmoniformes, Salmonidae.